Messenger RNA from Rhizopus microsporus ATCC 52813, 866 nucleotides. RefSeq lists its product as uncharacterized. The record is from RefSeq and is a predicted model, not a curated record. Lineage: Eukaryota; Fungi; Mucoromycota; Mucoromycetes; Mucorales; Rhizopodaceae. The transcript has a single exon. Bases 47 to 550 code for a protein of 167 amino acids.
GUGUUUUUGGACAUCCAUUCAAUCGAUCUCGCAAUGCCUUUGCUAAAUGAUCCAAGCGUCCCGCUGCUCUCAAAGCAUGCCAUCAUUAUACCCAUUGAAACAGGUUCGCAGUAAAUUUGAUCAUACGUCCACCUAUACCAUGUGCAGAGCAUCAUCAGCUGUGAUAUCAUCUCUGGAACUCCAGCCAUCAGCGCUAUGGACGCUUUCCGAUCAAGAUUCCAACAAUGCAGGAAUGUCCCAAGAAAAAGUUGGCUCGCUUAUGUUCCGUGCCAUUGCUAUCCAAGUCAUAAAUGAUAGAGAAAAUGCAGUAUUGCAACAUAAAGAUGUCAGACGCAUUACCACUCUCACCAAAAAUUCUAUCAUUACCGCCAUUUUGGGCAAAAUUAACCUUCUCUUUGCCGAAGAACAAGCGAUAACCAUCAUUGGCAAUAGAGCAUUGAAUAACCAACUGGUGGAUUUGGCUCAUCGAAUCAGCAACAAACGAGAAAAUGACAAAAAAAAUCGAUCUUAUCAAGAACACCAUGUAUCGUUGAUGUUCUCGCGACAAUAAUAAGUAAAAUGAGUUGAAAGUGAGAAUCUCUUGUUUCGUGGCUCCGAAUCAAUGAUAAGGCCAUUGAGGUCACCUAUUUGCAGUAUUCCUAUCGGUAAAUAAACGCCAUUAUUCGGAUACAACUAGUGAAGAUAGAUAGGGGGAAGUGUAUACUAUAGGGAACUAACUGUUAUGCGGAACGGCGUGUUUGAGAUUCUGGUUGAAAAGAGUGGGGAAGAAAUAAAACAAUCAGCGAACAAUGUCUGGCAGUGGGAAGAGAAACAUACAAAAAGGAGGUGAACAUGUACCAGUCCAAUUUUUUUUUUUGGGAAGACAU